AUGCCCAGUGUCAUUAUUUCUAAAUAUCUAUCUAUCUAUCUAUCUAUCUAUCUAUCUAUCUAUCUAUCUUGCACACACACACACACCCUCUUCAUCUUGGAAGACGCGUCGAUAGAGUUUGACAGGACCGCUGAAGAAAAAGUCCGUCCUACAACAUUUCUUCUUAUAGAGAAUGCUUUCUUUCCGUCAACCAAUAAAAUCGUCUGCCAGGCAGACAUUUUUUUUUUAUUCUUCACAUUCCUUUCCUGCAGAAUUUUUUCACUGUUUCAUUUUCAUCAGCCGUAUUCUUUUAUCGAACUUCACUCAUUCCAGGCCAUCUAUCUAAAUAGGCAUCAUCAAGAUGUUCAACUGACCGUCCGCCCGUCGCUGUUUCUCGUUCAUUCUCUCUCUCUCUUUCUCUCUUUCAUUCUCUCUCACUCUCUCACUUACUCCGUCCUCCUCAUCAAUAUCUUUCGUGGCUUGUUUGAGCAUCAUGCUGAAGAAGAUGAUGAAGAGAGUCCGUGCCAGAACGCAACCCUGCUUUACGCCAUUGGUGAUCAAGAAGGGCUCUAA
Molecule: messenger RNA, 552 nt
Organism: Acanthosepion pharaonis
Lineage: Eukaryota; Metazoa; Mollusca; Cephalopoda; Sepiida; Sepiidae
Source: the annotation of a GenBank genome assembly